Brassicogethes aeneus is the source of this 1294-nucleotide messenger RNA. NCBI's taxonomy places the organism in Eukaryota, Metazoa, Arthropoda, Insecta, Coleoptera, Nitidulidae. The record is from the annotation of a GenBank genome assembly.
AUGUGUUGUCGAAACGGGCCUAAGUCGCUGCUUGACUCUGAUUGGUCAGAGGUCGAGCAGAGCAGAGACCCGUUCGUCUAUAAAAGAAAGGGCAAUUCAACCUUUCAGUCAAACAAUACUUCCAAAGUCCUUAGUGUAGGCAAAUCUGUUCUUCUUGAGAACAAAUUCCACGGCGAAGAGGUCCACCCGGAUCUCCAGGUCACUUGUCAACGACAGUGGCCACCAGCGAGUCUACCCACGUGCUACCGACGUCGGACCGAUCCCUGGCUUCCAGCAGGGUCGCUUCCAGGACACCUGCAGGACGAUUCCAGGUAUCCAGCGAAGCCGUUCACUGGCUUCCAGCAGUGCUGCUUCCAGGCCACCCAUCGUAGCACAGACGCUAUGCGUGAAAGGAAGGGCAGGCCUAUCCUAGAUGCCUAUCGAGCCGAACUUCGACGAAAACUACUUGGUGAUGAGACUGGAGAACUAGAAAUUGCACUGAACAACAUGCAGCUACCAAGCGCCACCGCCGCACUACUGUCAUCAGUCGGCAAAGUCGAAGCAGAUGGACGAGUUUGGCACUCCAUCUUUCCGGAGUUACCCGAAGACCCUGAACAACAAGUAGUCUUCCGCACCCUCUGUAUUAAUGUUACGAACAUUCGCCAGCUAGUGGUCGCCCUCGCAGACCCCAACACGCCGCUAGCUUCCAGGGAGUACUUCAUCGCCCACAAUUCCCUGCCGGGUGCGAAUUUUCAAAACGCAUUAUUACAGAACCCCGACGAUAUCUGGCCAGAGAUAUACGACAUUGAGGACCUACAAGAGGACAUCCACGCGUACAACAACCUCCUUACGCGUAUCGGUCCCCGUAUGCCUGGACACUUCCUAACUAUCGUUGAAUGGAGUGGAAGCGCUACAGAAAGCGCACUAGCAUGUUCUGAUGUCCAUGAGAUGCGUAUCCAGACCCAGUGGGAGGUGCAACCCGUUCGAGAACGAGGAGCCGCAAGGCGAAGAGACGUACGCGGUAGACUUGUUGCCGCAGAACAGCACGUCGCACUUGUCCCCACAACGGAAAGGAUCCAAGGAAGACAAGCAUCACUGCAUUGAAACAUCGGAGUAACAAGGCCACCUGCAGCACGUUUCCAGUAUCCAGCGGGGCCGCUUUCUGGCCCCAGUAGGGCCGCGUCCAGGCCAUCCAGUAGGGUCGCUCCCAGGCAUCCAGCGGGGCCGAUCCCUGGCCCCCCAGUAGGGCAGCUCCGGGAAUAUCCAUACUUCCGCAGGAACUGGGCCGUCGAGUACAACAUGGCGCCCGAGCAGG